GCCGCACUUCCCGUCUAGGAGAGAGUGUAAUAUGGCGAAGACCUACGAUUACCUGUUCAAGCUGCUACUCAUCGGGGACUCGGGGGUGGGGAAGACCUGUGUCCUGUUCCGCUUCUCCGAGGACGCCUUCAACUCCACUUUCAUCUCCACCAUAGGAAUUGACUUCAAAAUUAGGACCAUAGAGCUCGAUGGCAAGCGGAUCAAGCUCCAGAUUUGGGACACUGCUGGGCAAGAGCGGUUUCGGACGAUCACGACGGCCUACUACAGGGGCGCCAUGGGCAUCAUGCUGGUCUACGACAUCACCAACGAGAAGUCCUUUGACAACAUCCGAAACUGGAUCCGGAACAUCGAGGAGCACGCCUCGGCUGACGUGGAGAAGAUGAUCCUGGGCAAUAAGUGCGACGUGAACGACAAGAGACAAGUGUCCAGAGAGCGUGGCGAGAAGCUGGCUCUUGACUACGGGAUCAAGUUCAUGGAGACCAGCGCCAAGGCCAACAUCAAUGUGGAGAAUGCAUUUUUUACCCUUGCCAGAGACAUCAAAGCAAAAAUGGACAAAAAGUUGGAAGGCAGCAGCCUGCAGGGCAGCAGCCAGGGGGUGAAGAUCACGCCAGACCAGCAGAAGCGGAGCAGCUUCUUCCGCUGUGUCCUCCUGUGAGUGCCGCGCCUGGCUCGCCCAGCUGACUGUGCCUGUCCCGGGCCUGUGCCCAGCGGGACCCUCGAGUGCCACGUGGCCACGGCACCCUGCCGCCAGACCUCCACUGAGAAAUCAUUUAUUUUAGUAACUGUCUGAUCUUUUUCAACUGGGAGAUGGAGAGUUGAGAAUCUGCUAUUUUUCCUAUAACAUCGCCACGCCAGCCCCCAGAAUGGCAUCACGUGGGCAGAGCACGCCAAGGUCGAGGGCGACAGCGGCAGCAGCCCCUGGCAGCCUGUGUCUCCAUCUCCCGCAGCACAUGAGUGUCCACGGAAGCCUGUCCCUGGUGGCCACCAGCCUCUGGGCCCGGGAGGCAUCGCCUGGCAAAUCUGGCACCUGCCGUCGCCAACUCUCAGUUUUGGACAAAUGACAGAAAACAUUCCUCUCCCCUCUCCUUAACUGUUAAACCAAAGGGAAGCACAAAUAAAAGACAUCCGCGCACCGCGGUUCCAAGGACAGGACAGGGCCCUCGCUGGCCCCUCAGGGCCCCACGGGAAUGCCAGCCCGCCACGCGCAGGCCGCCCUGGAUCGGGCCCUGUCCCCCACGCCUCCAAAUGGGACCUUCUUUCUAGCUGAGAUUUUAUUUUUCCAGAGUCCUAGUGCCAGCAAGCAACACCAACCCCACGUCAACCCAGUGGCAGAGCCAGGUGACUGGGCACACCCCCCUGCCUGACACAGGCACCAACAGUCCAUUCCACUGUCCUGGUCUCCGAGGCUGGGGGCCGACAGCACACCUGCGAUCCAGCCUGGGACCUGAGUGCCCGGUGUCCACUCUGUCACUUUUGCCCCACUCCAGCAACUGUCAGCCUGAGUCCUUGUGUCCCAGUGCCCCACACCCAAUUGAAACUGACCCCAGCCAUAGUCUGCCCUCUACCUAAUCCAUCCGUCUACGCCCAGACCUACAUCUACAGAGAGCAAAGGAUUAAAGCUCAUUUCCAAGUUCACA
Octodon degus (degu) is the source of this 1637-nucleotide messenger RNA. RefSeq names its product RAB8A, member RAS oncogene family (gene Rab8a). The record is from RefSeq and is a predicted model, not a curated record. Gene Ontology annotation, molecular function: GTP binding; GTPase activity. The coding region runs from base 32 to 655 and encodes 207 amino acids. The transcript is spliced from 8 exons. Gene Ontology annotation, cellular component: dendritic spine; synaptic vesicle; endosome. Gene Ontology annotation, biological process: protein secretion; Golgi vesicle fusion to target membrane; protein localization to plasma membrane. Lineage: Eukaryota; Metazoa; Chordata; Mammalia; Rodentia; Octodontidae.